GCUGCGAGUGUGCGACUUCCUAACACCUAUCGAGCGAUUUAAGGCGCGGGAGCGGCUUGUCGACAAUCGAGACACACGAUCUUCAUCACGACCGCGGCCUCGCGCAGCACGCCGCGCGCUCACGGCGCCCAGAGCUCCCAGCCCCAGCAGCGCCCCUUCCGCGCAGCGGAAACCUGAUGCGGAAGUGGCUAGGCAGCUCAAGAACGCCGCACGUCGCGCUUACCAUACACGCAAAAGGUUAGCGCGAGAGACAGCAAAAGUGCGCGCGGGGCAAGCGAAAAUGGCCAAGCCAAGGUACCUAACAGAGCAAAACCCAACUCAAAUAAUUCAUCCUGCUCCUAAGGUAGAAUUCUCCAGGUUUGAUGGGAAUCAGCCCAGAUCAUGGAUCCUAAAAUGCAACAGCUACUUCAAGCUUGUUCCUAACAUCCCUGACCAACAGAAGGUAAUCCUAGCAUCUAUGCACCUGGAGGGAAAGGCUGCACUAUGGUAUCAGAAUUUCAGCUCUCAACCCUUGAAUUUGACCUGGGAUCAGUUCAUUGAUGUGAUAUCAGCUAGGUUUGAGGAACUGAGGGAAACCAAGAUCAUAUCAGAGUUCAACAAGCUAAGGUUAAAGGGAUCCUAUGAGGAGUAUGUUGAAAAAUUUGAAGAACUAAAUGCUUGUAUGCAGAUUUUGGGAAAAUACUCUGAAGAGUACUUUAUAGCCAGCUUCAUCAGUUGGCUAGCGGAAGAAUUACAGGCUUUCAUUCACAUAUUUGAACCCUCAUCCCUGUUACAGACCAUUGAGUUGGGGAGACAACAACUUCUCACACUGGAGGCUAUUACUAGGAAGGUCAGAAAUCAAUCAAGACCACCUGUCUCAUCAUAUCCACAAAACCAAAGAAAAUUUGAAAACCAAAAUCAGAAGAGUACUCCUGCUGCCACCCCAAGGACAACUACCAAGUUACUAUCCUCCUCUGAAAUGGCAGAAAGAAGAGAGAAAGGUUUAUGUUAUAAUUGUGAUGAGAAAUUCACAUUUGGGCACAGAUGUAAGAACAGGAUUAACUAUAUGAUAAUGACUGAGGAAGAGGAAUUAGCCUAUCUUAAGGUGUGUGAGGAAGAAUCACUCUCUGAGGUGGAUCCUGACAUGGAGGAGGUACAAAUGUCUCUCAACUCUUUAUCAGGAGAGGAUGGGGUGACUACUAUGAGGCUAUUUGGUCAGGUUGGUAAACACAAACUCCACAUAUUGAUUGACUCAGGGAGUACCUUAAGCUUCAUUCAAGAAAAAACAGCUCACAAACUAGGGUGCAAGUUGGACAAGGUCAAACCACUGCUAGUCAAUGUUGCAAAUGGACAAAGGCUAGUAAGCAAUCAUGUAGCCACAGAAUUCACUUGGGACAUGCAGGGAAACAAGUUUACCUAUCCUUUAAGAGUGCUAAAAAAUGAGGGAUGUGAUCUCAUAUUGGGAGGUGACUGGCUCAAAUCCUGCACACCUAUUGAGCUGGACUAUGAAGACAUGACAUUCACAGUUACCUUACAGGGGAAGAAAGUGAGGUUGCAAGCCUUGACAUCAAGCUCAGAGUGCCAGUUUAUUUCUGGCCACUCACUCUACAAAUUGAUACACACCGAGUUAUCCAGUCAGAUUGAGGAGUUAUAU
This is a messenger RNA of Striga hermonthica, 1633 nucleotides long. The record is from the annotation of a GenBank genome assembly. Lineage: Eukaryota; Viridiplantae; Streptophyta; Magnoliopsida; Lamiales; Orobanchaceae.